UUUGUGAAAGUGGCCUGACGUCACACUCCCACAAUGCUUACCGCCCCCUAACUCGGUUGCAGCCUGAGGAGAGCCACACACACUCACUCCCAGGCCCCGAAUAUCUAUAUUAUUGGUAGGGGGCGAAGUCGUUUAAAAUUAUUUUAUAAACAAGUAAAGAAGACAUCGAAGAGAGAGAGCGUGGAGUUGGCAGCGUGGGUCUCUCCCAUGGUGGCUUUCUACUCGGGAUGGACGUUAACCCGGGCUCCAAGUGAAAGUUGACUAAUGCAGUGCUGGAAACUUUUUGAGUCAAGAUGCAGAAGAGUAUUUGGCACUCGCCGCCAAGCAUGGCUCUUGGAACUGGGUGAGGAGGAGACGUGAGAGGAGGAAAAGUGCAACACAUGUCAAGGAAAUAAAGACAGACAGCAGGAUUAAUUCUCGCUCAUCUCCAUGUUUCACUCAAGCUUCUACUGAGCCGCCACUUUGCCACCCAAACCACCAACUUUCGACAUUGAGCCCGCGAGGCAGGGGAACCCCGAGUGGACUUUCAUGGCAGCGGCUCUCUAGGGCUGCCAUGGCAGCUGCUGCCGCCGAUGCCUCACACCGUAUUACCGCACUGACGCCGGAGGAAGAGGGACGACGGACUGCCGUCAAGUUGUUUGGGAGCGCCGGCUCGCUGCCACGCACAGAGAAAGAGAGGGGGAAAGAGAGAGAAGACGAGGAAGAAGAGGCGGGAAGAGGGAACGAGUGUUUGGUGUGCGGGGCUCUGUUCGCCUCUCAGGAGAAGCUUCGGCUGCACGCCGUGAGUCACACGGGAGAGAAACCUUUCCACUGCUCACAGCCGCACUGCCCCAAGGCCUUCAGCUCCAAAUACAAACUCUUCAGGCAUAUGGCCACACAUUCUCCACAGAAGACCCACCAGUGUUCGUUCUGUGAGAAAAUGUUCCACCGGAAGGACCACCUGAAGAACCACCUGCAGACCCAUGACCCCAACAAGGAGGCCUUCAAGUGCGAGGAGUGCGGCAAGCCCUACAACACCAAACUGGGCUACAAGCGCCACGUGGCCAUGCACUCAGCCACAGCGGGAGACCUCACCUGUAAAGUUUGCAUGCAGAGGUACGAGAGCACGCCCGUCCUCCUGGAGCACCUCAAGAGCCACUCGGGGAAAUCAUCCGGCGGGGCCAAGGAGAAGAAACACCCGUGCGACCACUGCGAUCGCCGUUUCUACACGCGGAAGGACGUGCGGCGGCACAUGGUGGUGCACACUGGCCGAAAGGACUUCCUGUGCCAGUACUGCGCCCAGCGCUUCGGCAGGAAGGACCACCUGACGCGUCACGUGAAGAAGAGCCACUCGCAGGAGCUGCUGAAGAUCAAGACCGAGCCCCCGGAUAUGCUGGGCCUCCUGGCCUCCGGCUCGCCUCCUUGCGCCGUGAAGGAGGAGCUCAGCCCCAUGAUGUGCAGCGUGGCUCCGAAUAAGGACCCCAUGAUGGGCAAGCCUUUCCCAAGCGGGGCCCCCUUCCCCAUGGGCGUGUACAACCCCCACCACCUGCAGGCCAUGUCCAACUCCGGAGUGACCCACCCCCACCCGCCCCUGAUGUCCGCGCCCCUAUCCGUGGGCAUGGGCUGCCACAUGGAGUCCACUGGAUCCCUGCACCCCCACUCCCAUCACCACCACCACCAUCACCACCACCACCAUCACCACCAUUCCCCACCGGCGCCCCCGCCCCACCACCAGCCCUCGGUCCCCCAGCAGCAGCACCAUUCCCAGCAAGCCCCCAAAUACCAGCUGGGAUCUACCUCAUACCUGCUGGACAAACCCUUGAAGGUGGAGAUGGAGAGCUUCCUCAUGGAUCUGCAGAGUGGCUUGCCGGGCCCGCUUCCCUCCGCGGAGCCUCACGCUGCUGUUUCGCCCCCCAAGGAUGGACUGGAGCCUCCUGCCGGCCUAGCAGAAGAACUGUGCGGAGAUCCCCUGCUGUCCAAGAGCCCCGCGGUGAUCGCCGAGUCUCUCUCUGCUGCUAACAUGGACUUCUCCCACUUGCUGGGCUUCCUUCCGCUCAACCUCCCUGCCUACAGCGCCCCCAUGAGCACGGGAGGACUGGUGAUGGGUUAUACUUCGUCUGCCACCUCCUCGUCUUCCUCCUCCUCCUCCUCUUCAUCUCUGCACGCUGCCGAGCCUCACGCCGCAGCAGUUGCCGCCAUGGCGCCUCUUACCUCUUUGCAACCACAACCUCAGGAGCAUCAGAGCUCCGGCGGGGGUCUGGGACUUGGACCUCUGCACCCUCUUCCACCAGUAUUCAGCUCCAGCCUUAGUACCACCACACUGCCUCGCUUCCACCAGGCUUUUCAGUGAGCGUUUUCAAAGCUAGAUUAAAACAUACAGUGAGUAGAUUUUGAAUUUAAAAAAAAAAAAGAAGAAAAAAAAAGCGAGAAAA
This is a messenger RNA of Hippocampus zosterae (dwarf seahorse), 2411 nucleotides long. RefSeq names its product pleiomorphic adenoma gene-like 2 (gene plagl2). Bases 554 to 2329 code for a protein of 591 amino acids. NCBI's taxonomy places the organism in Eukaryota, Metazoa, Chordata, Actinopteri, Syngnathiformes, Syngnathidae. Gene Ontology annotation, biological process: regulation of transcription by RNA polymerase II. The transcript has 4 exons. Gene Ontology annotation, cellular component: nucleus. Gene Ontology annotation, molecular function: DNA-binding transcription factor activity, RNA polymerase II-specific; RNA polymerase II transcription regulatory region sequence-specific DNA binding. The record is from RefSeq and is a predicted model, not a curated record.